Molecule: messenger RNA, 2783 nt
Organism: Drosophila willistoni
Lineage: Eukaryota; Metazoa; Arthropoda; Insecta; Diptera; Drosophilidae
Gene: Sirt7
Product: NAD-dependent protein deacetylase Sirt7
Exons: 2
Coding region: 224-2563 (779 amino acids)
Molecular function (GO): NAD+ binding
Source: RefSeq, a predicted model, not a curated record
GUCAUACUGUUGUUUACCUUUUUUGUGCAAAACUUUAAGUGUUUUAAUUGUUUAAUUUAUAUAUUUAUAUAGAAAAGGCCGUAUAUGCAUAUUUGAAGAUAAUUUGGAAUCGAUGAGCUGAGUAGAGUGAUUGCCGCCAUCAAAGCGUUAGCUGCACUUGCAGCUCCGAUGCAUAUUUAUUAAAUUGGCGGCCACAAAAAUCGAAGACGAGGACAAGGCUUCAAUGAUGGAGCAGGAUGAUGUGCAGUCGCCAUCGCCAGUGCAACAACAACAACAGCACCAGCAACAGGAUGUGCAAUCUUAUAUAACGCGAGCGAAACUGCAAAAAAAUCCGGCUAAAAAGGACAAUGAGAAGCGACGGCGCAAGGAUGCAAUGCGAAGGGUCUCGCUGAUCCUAAGAAAGUGUGAUUCACUGCGCACAGCCGAUGAUCGGCAGUUUUUGGAUAAGCAUCCGGAUUUCGUAAAGGCCACAAAAAAGCGUCGCGAACGUGUUGAAAUAUACAAGGAGCGAGUUGCCGAAAAGGAGGACGCAACACAUGUGAUUGAGGCCAAGGUGGAACAAUUGGCCAAUAUCAUUUCACAGGCGAAACAUUUGAUCUGCUACACAGGCGCCGGCAUUAGCACGGCAGCUUUGAUACCCGACUAUCGCGGUAGCAAAGGCAUCUGGACUUUGCUGCAAAAGGGAGAAGAUAUCGGGGAACACGAUCUGUCCAGCGCCAAUCCCACCUAUACACAUAUGGCGCUCUAUGAGCUGCAUCGACGCCGGCUACUGCGUCAUGUUGUCUCCCAGAACUGUGAUGGCCUACAUCUAAGAUCGGGGCUGCCGCGUCAUUCCCUUUCCGAAAUCCACGGCAACAUGUACGUCGAGGUGUGCAAGCACUGCAAUGGAGUCUACUGGCGUCAGUUCGAUACCACAGAGAUGACAGCGCGAUACUGCCACAAGACUCAUCGGCUAUGCCAUCGUUGUUCGGAGCCCCUGUACGAUACCAUUGUACACUUUGGUGAGCGGGGUAAUCUGAAGUGGCCUCUUAACUGGUCGGGGGCCACACACCAUGCGGAACGUGCUGAUGUCAUACUUUGUCUGGGCUCUAGUCUAAAGGUAUUGAAGAAAUAUACCUGGCUCUGGCAAAUGGAUAAGCCAGCGCGGCAGCGUGCUAAAAUCUGUGUGGUCAAUCUGCAAUGGACACCCAAAGAUAGCAUGGCCAGCAUUAAGAUCAACGGCAAGUGUGAUCGCGUGAUGGCCCAACUGAUGCAGUUGCUCAAUAUUCCUGUGCCCGUCUAUACCAAGGAGAAGGAUCCCAUAUUUGCCCAUGCCACGCUCCUAAUGCCCGAGGAGCUACAUACACUGACCCAACCACUGCUCAAGAAUGCCGAUGAAGAUGAAGCUUUUACUACCACCACAGAAGAAACGCAGGAUUCUACCAUAUCUACGGAGAGUUAUACGUUAAGUGAUUUACCCAUUGGCAAGGGGCCGAGAAUUCGGACGCCCAUCAAAAAUGGCAGACGUAUUAAAACAAAUCUAGAACUUAGACAGAAAUAUGUGAGAAGCAAACUGGAACAGUCCGAAGAAGUGUCUCCCAUUAAGCAAGAAGAAAUCAAGGAGGAAAAAGAGGAAGAGGAGAAGAUAAAAGACGAAAAGGUUAUUAUCAAAGCGGAAGACAAUCCGGAGGAAGAAGAGGAGGAGCCAGACGAAAAACUGCUCACCAUUAUGAAGCAGGAAAUGCAAUUACUUGACUUGCUACCAAAGCUGGAGCCUUUGACAAUCAAGGAGGAGACAGAGAAAACACCAACACCGCCGCCGCCAACGAAUGGGCUACCCAAACUGGUGGCCAUACAAAAAUCGGUCACUGCUUGCAGUUACACUAAUCUGUCCUGCCCUGUCCUACCCAUUGAGCUAAGAUUAGAGCCGGUCCAACUGCCGCCUCUAGUGCCAAUUGGGGCGCCACUUUCUACACCUUUCAUCGAGCCUCAGGAAGUUCGUUCGUUAAGUAUAACCAAGUGCGACAAUGGCGUCAACACCUUGUCUGCGGAUUCAACCACAGAAAACGAUGAUGAUGACUCCAAUGACGAUCAGGAGUUGGCCCAAAUGGAUUUAUUGCGUCUACAUAAUGAUCGUGAGUUGCUCCGCCAGUUGCCCAGCUGGUAUGAUGCCAAAUAUGCAUAUUCUGGACUGCACAGCAUCCUUAUACCUCCGCCGGCUGAUCUCAACAUUUGGAACUCGCUGGUGGUGCCAAAUUUCGCCAUGAAUCGUUCAGCCGCUGGCUGUGAGUUCUGUUUCGAUCGCUAUGCAGAACUCGAAUGCCAAUUUUAUCGCCAAUGGAACCUUAAUCAGCGCAAGCACAAGAAACGGGCGCGCAGUGGACGUUUCGUAGUCUGUGAAUGCUGUCCCACUACUGACGACGAUGACGAUGAUUAUGAUGAGAAUGUCUCAUUGGCCCACAUUGCUGCAGCCGAAACGGCCAAGCGGCGUCAACAACUGACCACUAGUUUUCCACGCAAACUGGCCCGCACCCAAGCUGGUUGGUAUGGCAAGGGCUAUAAGAAGGGUCGCAAACGCCGAUAGAAGUAUCACCAAGAUGAACUAACCGAAAACAUUUGUCACUUCAAUAGUAUUUUUACUUAUAGGAUUAAACAGAAAAAACCCAAUUAGAUUAUAGUUUCUAAACUAGAUUAGUGUUUGCAUUUAAUUUAUCUAUUGUUCAGUCUAUCACUUGUGGUUUUCGUCCAAAUUUUAAAUUAUUUAUACUUUGUGUUCACCAAUUAAACACACCUAUAUACAUAUA